Messenger RNA from Prorocentrum cordatum, 1398 nucleotides. Lineage: Eukaryota; Dinophyceae; Prorocentrales; Prorocentraceae. The record is from the annotation of a GenBank genome assembly.
AUGGCAGCCAACAAGGGCAAGGGCAAGGAGGAGGUUGUGAUACGGACAGUCAUAUCCUUCGACAAGGGCGGGGUCUGGUCGUACCUCAAGGCGCCAAAGGUGGACUCCCUGGGCAAGAAGACCGACUGCCCGCCAGAGCGGUGCUGGUUGCACCUGCAUGGGGUGACCAACUUUCACAACUACGCUCCGUUCUAUUCCACCGAGAACGCCGUCGGCAUCAUCAUGGGAACCGGCAACACAGGCCCCUACCUCCGUUUCGAGCCAGACCAGACCAACACUUACCUGUCCCGCGACGGUGGCCUCACGUGGGUGGAGGCGCACAAGGGCGCGUUCAUUUAUGAGUUCGGCGAUCACGGUGGGCUGCUAGUGAUGGCGGACGACAUCCGGAAGACCAAGCAGGUCGUCUUCUCGUGGAACGAGGGCAAGAGCUGGUAUGAUUUUGAGCUCUCCGACUACCCCAUGAUGGUCGACAACGUCGUGAUCGAGCCGAACGCCACGUCCACCAAGUUCCUCAUUUACGGCACCCGCGGUGACAGCGGCGCAAUGUACCACCUCGAUUUCGAGGCCCUUGGGCAGCCGCUCUGUAAAGGUGUUUGGGCUGUGGACUCCGUGUCCUCAGACUACGAAACUUGGAGCCCCUCAGACGGAACGGGCCAAGACGCGUGCCUGAUGGGCCACCAGUCGUCGUACACGAGGCGGAAGCAGACUUCGGAGUGCUUCAACGGGGAGAAGUUUGAGAGGCCUGUUAUGCGUCAGAACUGCCCGUGCUCGCAGGAGGACUUCGUAUGCGAGAUGGGAUUCGCGCGGCAGCUGGAUUCGUUAGACUGCAAAUUCGCCAACGACGAUACGAUUCCGAUUCCUGCGAAGUGUGCGUCUUCGGACGUCUUUCAUGCGGAUGGCUACCAGAAGGUGGUCGGGAACACUUGCGAAGGCGGCUGGGUGCCGAUGAAGGUGGCUGUGCCAUGCCCAGACAAAAAGCUCAGCAAAGGUGCCAUGUCCGUGCUUGGCUCUCUCGGCGUGAUCAUCGCUCUGAUGGUCGGUGUAAACUACUUGUCCAGGUCAGACAAGUUUAAGGGUAUGUUCGCCAAUUAUGGCAUGGACAGCUUCAGCACAGUGAAGUACUCCACUAUCGGGGCCAAGAACCUGGAGAAUGCUCUGGACAGCGUGGGGACCCGCUUCGACUCGGACUUCAUGGAGGCCGACCAGGACGACUUCUCGGGCGACGCCCCGCAGCUCAUGGCCUUCAACGACCGCGGCCAGCGGCCGCGCGACCACGACCGCCCGCGGAGCCGAGAGUUGCCCCGUGGCGUCGACACGGCCGCCGCGAGCGUGCCGAAGCUCGCGAAGCCGCCCGGCGCUGGCGGCGGGGAGGACGAGGACUCGGUAGACUUGUUGUGA